Messenger RNA from Bipolaris oryzae ATCC 44560, 420 nucleotides. RefSeq lists its product as uncharacterized. The record is from RefSeq and is a predicted model, not a curated record. NCBI's taxonomy places the organism in Eukaryota, Fungi, Ascomycota, Dothideomycetes, Pleosporales, Pleosporaceae. The transcript has 2 exons. Bases 1 to 420 code for a protein of 139 amino acids.
AUGCUUUGCGCCCUGCAUAAUUACGACCUGGCCACCCUUGGAUGGGACCGACUCUUGGGCCACGCGACCGUUCGUGCAGCCACAAGCUCGCUGCUCGACUCACGGCUAGCCGCCAUGCACGGAGAACCAUCGGCUCCUUGGCCUAUCACGCCCAAUGGCUUCCAUGACCCCGGUGCACUUCUGCCGCCCUGUGGUGCAGAGCGGGCCGUCGCACGUCGAAGUCAUCCCGCGUCGAUCGUGCAGCUUGAUGCGGCCCCAUCCAUGUCCGCAUCGUCACAAGGCCAACGUCCUGUCUCUGAGGGUGUGCGGUAUCCGGCUUCCCCACCGCCCAGUGUGCGCAACGGCUUGCAGAGCAAGUCCACGAUCAACAGUCAGCCGUUAUUGCAACAUAUAUACCAGUACGCACCGACGCACAUCUGA